AUGUCCACCUUGCAAUCAAUGCCGCGCGACCACCUCGUGCAGUCUUCAACGGAACCUGGCAUUGCGAACAUGGAAAGCUCACAAGACGAGCACGUGGUGUCUCCGAACGCCAGUUAUCAGCAGGACAUACGGUAUAUCUUCAAGCCCGGUUUCUGGGUCCUCGGCCCAAUCGGCAUCUGGCCGGUCGCGAUUCGCGGAAUCGGGCGACAUGUGUCCAAGAUCGCGAUCGUACUAUGUAAUUUUGCGUUAGCUUUCGCGAUAGUGCCUUGCGUUCUGCACAUCAUUUACGAUCAGAAGGACCUCAACAUAAGGCUGAAGCUGUUCGGGCUGCUGGGUUUCUGUACUACCGCGAUGAUGAAGUAUUGCGUUCUCACGAUACGUCGACCCAAAAUAUUGCGCUGUAUCGAACACGUGAAGAGUGACUGGUGGCAGGUGAAAUUCAGCUCUGAUCGCGAAUUGAUGCUCAAGUACGCUACUACAGGUCGUAGACUGUCUAUGAUCAGCGCGACUUCCAUGUACAUCGCCGGUUUCAUUUAUCACACAAUUCUGCCGUUCUGCACCGAGCAUAAAGUCGACAACCAAACUAUUAAACCACUCGUGUAUCCAACUUAUAGUAAGCUCUUUAAGACGCAGGCGAGCCCAAUAUAUGAAAUGGUGUACCUGGCCCACUGCGUGUGCGGAUACACCAUGUAUUCGGUGACAGCUGGAUCGUGCGGAUUGGCAGCAAUAUUCGCCACUCAUGUGUGUGGCCAGAUCGAAGUGAUCGUAUCGCGACUUGAGGACCUCUCGAGUGGCAAAAACUUUGAGCAAAUGUCGGAUGUUAAUCAACGAAUUGCUCACAUCGUCAAAAGUCACGUUCGAAUAUUGAGAUUUUCCGCCGCCGUGGAAGAAAUUCUACAGGAAGUGUGUUUACUGGAAUUCGCCAGUUCCAUAUUUACAAUGUGUUUACCCGAAUAUUACUGCAUAGUGGACUGGCAAGAUAGCGAUACAGUAGGACUAACAACUUAUUUUCUGCUCUUUGUUUCAUUCUGCUUCAAUAUGUAUAUAUUAUGUUACAUUGGAGAACAACUCGUGGAGAAGAGCAGCCAGAUUGGAACGAGGUGCUUUAUGGUUCGUUGGUACCAACUGCCGGCAAAGUCGGUCCGUAGUUUAGUCUUAGUGAUCGCCAUGUCUAGCCAUCCCAUAAAGAUCAGUGCUGGCAGAAUGAUAGACUUAUCACUGGCGACAUUUGGAAAUGUAAGAGAUUAUACGAAAUUUUUACAUUGUAAAAUCAAUCUGACGGCAGAAAACUUAAAAGAAAUAAAAAACCGACAUUAA
Vollenhovia emeryi is the source of this 1317-nucleotide messenger RNA. Its product is annotated as odorant receptor 4-like. The coding region runs from base 1 to 1317 and encodes 438 amino acids. Gene Ontology annotation, biological process: sensory perception of smell; detection of chemical stimulus involved in sensory perception of smell. Gene Ontology annotation, molecular function: olfactory receptor activity; odorant binding. The record is from RefSeq and is a predicted model, not a curated record. The transcript has 5 exons. NCBI's taxonomy places the organism in Eukaryota, Metazoa, Arthropoda, Insecta, Hymenoptera, Formicidae. Gene Ontology annotation, cellular component: plasma membrane.